AUGUCCAACGCCCUUUGGUCCAAUGGAUUAGACUGGACUGAACAAGGUGAGAAGAAUGUAUCAAUGUCUUCUGCAUAUUAUCGUUAUGUGAAACCAAUUACUGGAAAGAUGGAUGAAUUUGACACAAAUAACGGCAAUAAUUGGGAUAACAAUGGCACUUGGAAUAUCGUUGAUGAUAAUGUCGCCGAUAAUUUUUUUACUUGGCCUGACAAUAAUAACACGACCGAGUCUCCUAAUUGGGACACUCCCGAUGAUAACACUGUCGUAGCGUCACCAACAAAUAAUUUUUUAGAUGAAUCUUUUAAUUGGUCUAAUAAUGACUUUGAUGAUUUUUUCGAAAAUUCUCUUGAAAGAUUCAAAAAUGAUUUAUUACGGGUCUUUACUGAUUUUUAUUAUGAAUGGCAAGGUCCUUCUAGUGAAAAAACCUUACCAUCACGGAAUGAACAAAAACAAAUUGUCAAUGUUAACGAAAUUGAUGGAGAACUUGUUAUCCAUGGUAUCAUUAGGACAUUUACAUUUCUUUGA
Molecule: messenger RNA, 525 nt
Organism: Cetraspora pellucida
Lineage: Eukaryota; Fungi; Glomeromycota; Glomeromycetes; Diversisporales; Gigasporaceae
Source: the annotation of a GenBank genome assembly